AUGAGUCAAGAUAUUGCUAAUAUAUAAUCCCCUAACGAUAAUUUAUCGAAUCACUCUAAAGAUCAAGAAAAAGAACCAAACAAUUUACUUCCGCAAGCUCAAGAUGAAGUUUCUGUUUCCUCCAAAGGAAAAAAAAAUACAUUACAUAGAAAGCUUUCAAACAGAAAUGAUGUAGGAGAUAGAAAAGGAUACAGAAAGGUUUAGUUUUAUUUAGAAAAACUCGUUGAUAGUUCUGCCACUCAAAUCACAAUGACUAUUGUAACAAUUUAUGCACUAUUUGGUGAUGAUAUAAGAGUAUUAUCUACCGACAAACAAGGUGAUGAAGCUUUUUGGAUUAUGAAUUGCAUCUGCCUUGCUUUAUUUACAGUAGAAAUAAUAAUAAAUUGCAUAGCUAAGAAAGGAUAUUUUAACAGUUUCUUCUUUUAUUUGGAUAUCAUAUCUACUGUUUCUCUAAUUUUAGAUAUUGGAUGGAUUUCUGAUGCUAUGUUUAAUUAAGGUGGUGGUUCAUAAAAUGCUGCCUAAGUUGCAAAGGCUGGUAGAGCUUCUCGUGUUGGAACAAGAGCAGGUAGAGUCGUCCGUAUAGUAAGACUUAUUCGUCUUGUUAAGUUAUACAAACUUGCUUAACAAAGAAUCUAAUUAGAAGCUGCAAAACUCAAAGCGCUUGAAUAUGAAUAAAAGUAAUUAGAAGAAUAGUAAAACUAAGAUAAUAACCCUCCUUAGCAAUAGGAAUUAGGAAAUAAUACAGUUUUGUAAAAGAGAAUAAAUAAUGUAAUUAUGAAAGAAAGAGUGGCAAAAACUUUAUAGAUGAAAAAGUAGACAUCUAAUGCAUCAGUUAAAUAAUUUUAAGAAACAGAUGCUGUUAAAGAAAUUAUACCCCCUGCAGUUGAUCAAAGUCCAAAUCUAUAACCUAAAGAAAAUGAAGAAUAAAGACUUUUAGAAGAAUAAAAAGCUUUAAAAAGUAAACUCCCUCCUUUAAAUAAUUAAACAAGCAGUUUAGAAGCAUCACCUAAUAAUGUUCCUAGUAAACCUGUUGUAUUAGAAAAGUAUAAAGAUGACCCCCUUUUGCAAGUGACAAAUGUCAACACUGAUUAAAAUGAAUAAGGAGAAAAGAAAGAUGUAAAGAAAAUGGCUAAAGAUAUUAUCUAAAUUAAUCAGAAAAAGCACACAAAAAAAUAUUCCAAAGCAUCCACAAUUCAAAGAUAAGCUGAAAAAGAAAAGAAAUAAGAAUCAAAUGAUGUUGGCAGUGAGAGUAAGGUUGGCUAAAAGCUCACAGAUUUAACAACCCAAAGAGUUAUAGUCAUUGUACUUUGCAUCAUGAUUAGUAUUCCAAUUUUUGAUUAUUCUACUUACUAUGAAUCUUAAACCUCCUAUGAUGCAGGUCUACUUUUUAUUUAUUACAAUUAUAAGGCAAAUCAAAUUAAUCUCUCAUACGAUUCGAUGAAAUUGUAUUUAGAUUUUUCAAAUAGCUAAAGAAAUCCAAUAUUGUAUAUGUCAAACAAAUAUGGUGUCAGCUAAUAUCCAUGGGGUGCUUAAUAUCCUAACUCUGUAUUUAACGAUGUAAGAGCUGAUUAAUCUACAUAUAGAGAAGAUGAUAAAUAUUAUUACACUAUGACUGUUGAUGGUGAAUUGAUUUCUUAUAGUAUUGUCGAUAUUAAAGGAGAUAAUCAAAUUAAUGCUAUAUUAUCUAUUAUUAGAACGAUCUUUGUAUCUAUUGUACUUACUAUUGCUUUUCUAUCUUUUUCAUCUGAUGUCGAACAUUUAGUUUUAGAACCUAUAGCUAGUAUGAUGAAAAAAGUUAGAAGAAUUGCUGAUAACCCUUUAGAAGCUGCUCAAAUUGAAGAAAGAGAAGCUCUUGCUCUUGAAUAGCUAUAAAAAGAAGGUAAUUUAAAGUAACUGCAAAAAUUAAAAGAUUAAGAAGGAUAUGAGACUGUCGUUCUUGAAAAACUAAUCAUGAAAAUAGGAGCUCUUUUGGCUUUAGGUUUUGGAGAAGCAGGAUCUGAAAUUAUUGCUUCAAAUAUGAGUAAGGGUGGUUCAGUAGAUCCUAUGAUACCAGGUAAAAAAAUUAUGGCUAUUUUUGGCUUUUGUGAUAUCCGUAAUUUUACAGAUGCUACGGAAGUUCUAUAAACAGGUGUCAUGCUUUUUGUGAAUGAAAUUGCUGAAAUUACUCACUCUACAGUAGAUUCUUUUUGUGGUCAAUCAAAUAAAAAUAUUGGUGAUGCAUUCUUGCUAGUAUGGAAGUAUGGAGAAGAUGAUUAUUUUUAUAAUAGUGAAAAUCAGCUUGAAUUAAAGGAUACCUAAAAAGUUCAUAAUCUUGCUGAUCUCCCAGUUUUAGCAUUCCUUAAGAUUAUGGCAGCUAUCACUAUUUCUAAAAAACUUUUCAAGUAUCGUUAGCAUAAGGGUUUAAAUGAAAGACUCAAAAAUUACAGAGUAAAAAUGGGUUUCGGACUGCAUGUUGGUUGGGCUAUUGAAGGAGCUAUUGGAUCUGGAUUUAAAAUUGAUGCUUCAUAUUUGAGUCCAAAUGUCAAUAUGGCAUCACGUCUAGAAGCAGCUACCAAAUAAUUUGGUACUGGACUUUUAAUAAGUGGGCCUUUAUAUAAAAUUCUAACUCCAUAAUGCUAAAACCACUUAAGACACAUUGAUAGAGUAACAGUCAAGGGUUCUCUUGUUCCUUUAGAUAUGUACACCGUUGAUGUUCAUUUGGAUAAUAUUGUCUAUAAGAAAGUUGGUAAAGAUAGAUUUGAUAAUGCCCAUCUAAGUUUAGCCAUUAAGAAAAAGAAAAGAGUCAUUGAUAGAAUGAAAAGAAAUAAGCUAAAAGAGUCUAUUAUUAAUGGAACAGAAAAUCCUUAUGAGUUCUUUAACACAGAUAAAGAACUUGUUGCCAUGAGAGAAUUCUUUACACCUGAAUUUUACUCAUAAUGGUAAGUUGGUUUUAAGUAUUACCUUGAUGGUAAAUGGCCUCAAGCUAAAGAAAUAUUCUAAAAAACACUAGUUAUGCUUAAUAGCAAUGGUAUAAUUGAUGGUCCUUCAAAUACUCUAAUAGAAGUUAUUGAGGAACAUGGUAAUAAAGCACCUUCUGACUGGAAUGGAUUCCGUGUCUUAACAGAGAAGUGA
This is a messenger RNA of Tetrahymena thermophila SB210, 3111 nucleotides long. Its product is annotated as adenylate/guanylate cyclase domain protein. Gene Ontology annotation, molecular function: monoatomic ion channel activity. The transcript is spliced from 14 exons. Gene Ontology annotation, biological process: transmembrane transport; cyclic nucleotide biosynthetic process; intracellular signal transduction. NCBI's taxonomy places the organism in Eukaryota, Ciliophora, Oligohymenophorea, Hymenostomatida, Tetrahymenidae. The record is from RefSeq and is a predicted model, not a curated record. Gene Ontology annotation, cellular component: membrane.